GGGGGGAGGUAUCUUUAUGGGAGUUUGUUCGUUUUUUGCUUUCCUCUUUUUUGUUGUUUGUGGCUUCAUUUACGCGGUUUUGCGUGCUGUCGGGUCCGGUGGGGCGGGGGUUAUCUGGGGGGAUUGUUAUCGACGAACUACUUUUGCUGGCAGAGGAUGGGGAGAGGACGCGGCGUGCGGCGUGGGCUUGGUGCGUGGGGGCGAAUUCUCGACUUUCGGUUGCUUUCUUUUCUUUUCUUUUUUUUCGUGUACAUGCUCUGUUCUGCUCUCUUCUCUAUACCACACCGUGCUUGAUGCGUUUGUUUAUGCUUGAUGCUUGAUGCGUUUAUGUUUGAUGCGUUUGUUUAUGCUUGAUGCUUGGUG
Molecule: messenger RNA, 363 nt
Organism: Tricharina praecox
Lineage: Eukaryota; Fungi; Ascomycota; Pezizomycetes; Pezizales; Pyronemataceae
Exons: 1
Coding region: 17-313 (98 amino acids)
Source: RefSeq, a predicted model, not a curated record